AUGCGCCGGGCAGUGACGCGGAAGCUCCUACAAGGUCAAGACAUCUGCUUUUUCUGCGCCUUCCGAUACGCCGCCGAGUCUCGCCAUGUCAGCGCGCUCCAGCCUCAGCGUCGGCUCUAUAGGGCUGCUAACUCAUCAAAACGUCCCGCUGGAGCAGCAGUUGCGCGUAUAGAAGAGGAGGACGAUGAUUUCGCCGCGCCCGCGGCGCCAGCAAGAGAGCUUCUCGGCUGGAAAUGUCGUUGCAAUCACAUCAACAAGCCUGCAAGAUCUGAGUGUACGAUAUGCUUGAGUUCCCGUCCACAGAGGCCCGAAAUGGUCUACACGGACCACGCACCGUCCCUUUUUCCACCUUCGCCUCCCCAACCCUCCCCCCCGUCGAACGGUCGUCCCCGAACCGGCUACAGCUCUACUGGUGAAGGCUCGAUAUCGGAGAUUCUGUCCCGCACGCAGUCGGAGUUCCAAGAAAGAUCGCGGAAUGAACCUUCGUCAACCUCGAGAUCGCGCCCUGGACAACCCCAACGCCAGGAGCAGUGGUCCCCAAUGAGUAGAGCUCGGAGAGAUUAUAAUGAUAGCGGUGCUGGUGGAAGAAAUGGCAGAAAUAACGCAUCCCCGCGCGAAGCCUCUUCGGAAUCCCAGCGACCACUUUUCAGAUACUCGCAUAUGCGGAAACCACCUGCGGAAUCAGGAAUGGGGAGUAUCAAUCCUGCAAACGGGGUUAGGAGAGAGCCUGGAGAUUCUCCAGGACCUUCAAGAGUAGGUAAUGCUCUAAAAUAUCGAGGGACCGAGAAUCCGACGGCUGGAGAAUUACGUCGGCCGGGAGCUUCUGGGCCAAGAAGUGGAUCAUCUGCAGAGAGAUUCGGUUCCCCUUCCCAGUCUUCACCGAGGGGUGGGUUUGGGUCGAAAGGAAGCAAUAGAGAGACUCACACACCGAAAGUCACAGGACGAGAUUUUCCAAGGCGAGCCCCGCAAGUAUCUGAAGCAGGCAGAGAACCAGGCAACGGGGUUGCUCGAGACAACUCCUCAGCUUGGCGACCCGAAUCGGCGGGUACUCCGCAACGAGCGUUCGACACAAGAACAAGCCGGGACAGACGUGUAAAAAGAGUCUCCGAAGGGUCGGAAGAGCCAGCCACUCCCGGAGAAGAAUCCGCUGCUCUGGUGGAGACUGAGCUUGCAGAGAAUGCUGAAGACGACAGACGCAAGCGAAAGCUGGUGGGUGGCAAAGAUCGUGACAGGAGAGCUCGACUCUAUGAAAUCGAGGAUGACGAGCCUAUUCAGGUGUCCCGAAGGGCUAAGCUUCCAACUGCAAGGAGAAGCGGUGUUUCCAGGGCAGGAUCAUUGGACUUUCAUUUUGACCCCGACCUUGCCGAGGAAUUUCCCGAUGAAGCCAAAUCGAGGCGGAAAAAGAAGGGAAAGCAAGCGAACCCAAGACAGCAGACGCCAGCAAGGCCAGAGAUAAUUCUACCGGAGUUCAUCAGUGUGGAGAAGCUCGCACAAGGACUCAAGGUCAGACUACCAGACUUCAUUGACAAGCUUGAAGAGGAGGGAUUUGAGGGUGCGAGGUACGACCACGUCCUAGACUCGAGCACAUCCGCCAUGUUUGCGGAAAUUUAUGGCUUUGAAGCUAUCGUCAAAACCAUUGAUGAGACUGGCGAUAUCUUCCCGCGCCCUGCAGCAGAAGAUCCCUCGGUGUUACCACCUCGACCCCCAAUUGUGACGAUAAUGGGCCAUGUCGAUCACGGGAAAACUACUAUCCUUGAUUACUUCAGGAAGGCGAACGUUGUGGCAACAGAGCAUGGGGGCAUCACUCAGCACAUUGGGGCGUUCUCCGUUACGAUGCCUGGAUCAGAACGUAACAUCACCUUUCUGGACACUCCUGGGCAUGCUGCAUUUUUAGAGAUGCGCCGAAGAGGUGCUGUGGUGACCGACAUCGUUGUCUUAGUUGUCGCUGCAGACGACAGUGUCAAAGCUCAAACCAUCGAAGCCAUCAAACACGCCCGAGAGGCCGGAGUGCAAAUUAUUGUGGCAAUCAAUAAGGUUGACAAACCUGAAGCCGACAUUGAACAGGUCAAGCGAGAUCUAAUGCAACACGACAUCGUCGUGGAAGACUUUGGUGGAGAGUACCAAGCCAUCCCAGUGAGCGGAAAGACUGGCAAAGGUAUGGGAGACUUGGAAGAAGCCAUUCUCACCUUGGCUGAUGUCGCCGACUUCCGCGCCGAAGCCGACGGACCAGCGGAAGGCUGGAUAAUCGAAAGCAAAGUUGGUGCUACGGGUCGUGUCGCAACCAUCCUUGUGCGCCGUGGAACUUUAAGACCCGGCGACUUUAUUGUCGCUGGCACCACCUGGGCUCGUAUUCGAACGUUGCGAAACGAUUCGGGAGAAUUGAUCGAUGCCGCACCUCCAGGCACCCCUGUUCAGAUUGAUGGCUGGCGAGGAGAUGAUCCUGAGGCAGGCUUAGAGGUGCUGCAGGCCGAAACCGAGCAACGAGCAAAGGAAGCGGUGGCAGUGCGAAAAGAACGGGAGGAAGCGGCGUGGGAGAUGGACAAUAUGACAGCAAUCAACGCGACACGUGCAGAGGAGGCGGUAGCGCGAACCAAAGUCCUCGAGUGGGAGAAAGAACAAGGUUAUCUGUCAAUGGGCUACAAAAGGCGUCCCAAGGACAAUGAAGGCUGGAUCGAGAAAGAGUCUGCUGGACCUCAACUUGUCCAUUUCGUCGUCAAAGCCGAUGUGGCUGGCAGCACGGAAGCCUUGGUUGCUGCUGUUAGUGCAAUUGGCAACAACGAGAUUCGAGCAAACAUUAUUCACAGCGGGACGGGCGGCUUGACUGAGUCAGACAUCAAAAUGCUGGCUGCAACAGGCGAGGUCGCUUAUGCAAUCUCGUUCAAUCAACCCAUUGAUAAUGACGUACGGCAACUUGCGGCGGCGGCUCGGAUCCAGAUUCUUGACCACAACAUCAUCUACAAGGUCACAGACGAUGUCACGGAGAAGGUGAGCGCAGAAUUGCCUCCAAUUGUGACUCAGCGCGUCUUGGGAGAAGCCGAAGUCGGCGAUAUCUUUGACAUCAAAGUCAAGAAAGGGUCGAUGAAGAUUGCUGGGUGUCGGGUGACCAACGGCACAAUUCGCCGUUCGGAAAAGAUCCGAGUGCUGAGGAGAGGUGAGGUGAUUUACACCGGCAUGCUCAACUCCUUCAAAAACAUCAAGAAGGAUGUUACAGAGAUGCGAAAGGGGUCUGAAUGCGGGAUGGGCUUCGAGAACUGGGAAGAAUUCGAAGUUGGCGAUCAGAUCCAGUCGUUUGAAGAAAUCAGCGAGAAGCGAGCCUUGCAUUAG
This is a messenger RNA of Cladophialophora immunda, 3324 nucleotides long. Its product is annotated as translation initiation factor IF-2. The record is from RefSeq and is a predicted model, not a curated record. Gene Ontology annotation, biological process: translational initiation. Bases 1 to 3324 code for a protein of 1107 amino acids. Gene Ontology annotation, molecular function: translation initiation factor activity; GTP binding; GTPase activity. NCBI's taxonomy places the organism in Eukaryota, Fungi, Ascomycota, Eurotiomycetes, Chaetothyriales, Herpotrichiellaceae. The transcript is spliced from 3 exons.